AGGAGAACGAGUUGAUGCUCUACCGCAUGUUCUGUUCCAGAAGUACAUAGCCUAUGCGCAGAAGAAGAUUAAAGUGCGUCUGGCGGAGGAUGCUGGCCAGCUGCUGAAGGAAUUCUACCUGGAAUUGAGGCGAACACGCGUGGGGAGUCAAUGUAUUCCGGUGACAGUGAGGCAGAUGGAAGCUCUAGUGAGGAUGACUAUUGCUCGUGCCAGGAUUGAUCUGUCUGAAGUGGCUGGAAUCCAGCAUGCUCAGGAGGUGAUUGAACUGAUGAAGGAGAGCAUGGUGGGUGUCCUAAGUCCCGACGGUGGAGACACUCUUGAUUGGCAACGUGGAAUAAAUGGUUCGGGAAUGAGCAAAUCUUCUCAGGCAAAACUCUUCCUGGCUGAAAUUCGUAAUAGGGCUGAACAGAAGCGAAAGAGUGAAUUUCACCUGGACGAAUUUACAGCUAUUGCCGAUAGACUUGGAAUCAAGAAUGUCCUGAGUGAUCUGAUAGACUCCCUGAAUCUGCAAGGAUACAUCAUCAAACGGGGAAAUGGAUUCUACAAAAUCCUCUAAAGUCAUAUAUAGACACAUUAAUUUAUUUAUUACAAUUUUAUUAUAAAUUGUUUAUUUACAAAAUGCUCAGCUAAAGCUACAAGUGAUGCUGUGUCUCACACAAAAAUCACAUUUACCCCUUUGGACAAUUAAUUGAAGGAUUUCUUAUUUUUUCGAGGAAGGUGGCUGAUGGACAAAAGAGAUUAUCAAGAAUACUCUUCUGCCAAAGGAAAUGGAUACGACUUCUUCAGGCUUCUGCCAACUCGAAAGAUGAGACUGGAAUUUCUGCUACCACAUCUAAACUGAAUGAAGUUUGCCACAAGUACCUUCGAUAUAUCGUAGACACUGCAUGAAAAAGACAUCGAAUAUCGGAAAACAUCGCAAAAUGGCUACUGCACCGUAAAAUCAUAUUGCGUUUUUUUCUCCAACACGAAGAAAUUGUGCUGAAAAGUGGUGAAAAUCAUUGGGAAAAGUGUGAAAAAGCAGUGUCUGAGUAAUCUUUAGGUAUCAAAGUGUGUCACGAAAGUAUUAUUUGUCGUGCUGUUGAAGUGCAAUACGGUGAAAAUUGCCCAGGAAAUUUCUGUGUGUUCCCCUUUCCACUCUGUGCUGUGAAAGAAGAAGGUUUUUUUUGUGUGCGACGCAAAAGUUGUCUCUCUUAUUUUUUUUUUCGUGGGUGAACGCACGGAAAAAGGGUCGUUGGAAAUUUUGUAGAAAAAAAAAGAGAAAAGUAUCCCCCCGGGACACUUUUGAUCCCAAAAAACCACCUGCCCAUCUUCUGUUGAUGUAUUUGCGAAGUACUCUUGAGCUGGGUGCUGAUAUUUGUCCAUUUGUGAGAUUGUCCGGGAAACUAUGAGCAGUCAACCGAGUCCGGCUCCACAUUCAGCUGAAACCGAAAAGGUGUUUCACUGGAUCAAUGAGCUGUCCAAUCCGGAGACUAGGGAGAAUGCUUUGCUGGAGCUGAGCAAGAAGCGAGAGAGUGUGCCAGAUUUAGCACCAAUGCUUUGGCAUAGUUUUGGCACAACUGCUGCCCUGCUCCAGGAAAUCAUCAAUAUCUACCCUUCUAUUCAUCCGGCCACACUCACUGCCCACCAAUCCAAUCGUGUAUGCAAUGCCCUCGCUCUCCUGCAGUGUGUCGCUUCCCAUCCUGAGACACGAUCAGUGUUCCUGCAAGCCAAUAUACCUCUGUUCCUCUAUCCUUUCUUGCACACUACCUCCAAGACCAGGCCCUUUGAGUACUUGCGCCUGACGAGCCUUGGAGUUAUUGGGGCACUCGUAAAGACUGAUGAACAGGAGGUUAUCACAUUUUUGCUCAGUACUGAAAUCAUUCCGUUGUGCCUGCGAAUAAUGGAAUCGGGUUCUGAGUUGAGCAAAACUGUGGCAACAUUUAUACUGCAGAAGAUCCUCCUCGAUGAUAGUGGUUUGUCUUACAUAUGUCAGACAUAUGAUAGAUUUUCUCAUGUAGCAAUAAUAUUGGGAAAGAUGGUGAUAUCUUUGGCGAAAGAGCCAUCAGCCAGGCUCUUGAAGCACGUUGUUAGAUGCUACCUGAGGCUCACGGAUAAUCCAAGGGCAUGCGAAGCUUUGCGACAAUGUCUUCCGGAUCAACUGCGCGAUGCCACUUUUGCUGAAUGCCUUCGUGAGGACAAAUCUACGAAACAUUGGCUGUCGAUAUUGCUGAAGAAUCUCGAACCGGGAGCGUCUGCACCGCAGGAUCCUCGACAAAUGGGCAUUUCUCCACUCAAUGCGUAAAUUUAACAAAAAAAAAACACAAAUGGGGCGUUGAAGGGAAAUUGUGAGGAUUUUUUUUAAACCCCCUGGCGCUGACAUAACACCGAAUAUAACACGCUUGUCGAAAAAUAAGGAUUUCUCUGUAUACAUUAUAUAUUUUUGUACGUUUUUUGUCUAUCCAUUGAUUGAGAGAGAGAGAGAGGGAGAGAGAGAGAGAAAGAGAAAAGAAGUGAAGUGUAAAUUAAUUAAAAAUAAGCGGAAUGUUGUGUGGCAGAGUCCACAAAUGUCCAUCGAAUGCAAAAGAUUUAGGGAUUGCUAAAUUGAUUGAUUCCAGACACUUACAUCCGGCGAUGUGAAUGAUAACAAGAAAAGAUAAACAAAGAAAAGAAAAUUAAUCAAUUUGAAUUAUGUUAGAUAUUUGUUCGUUUUUUUUUAUGUGUAAUGUGUAAAUUUGCUCAAGAAUUUUUGCGAGGACAAAUUUUCAUUUAAGUAAGUUCAAAAAAAAAAAAAAGAUUAUGGCUAGUCAUAGCACAGAAAAUUGACAAUGGAUGCUUUUUUGUGUUAGGAAGAGGGGCACUAUUGGAAGUGAGAGAAACAGAAAAAAAAAUAAAAAUCUCAUCGAUAUUUUGUCUAUUUUUUCCCCAUUUUGAAAAAUUGUGUGUUCAUCCCCGUUUUUUGUCUUAAUUUCUCUACCAAAAUAAUAAUGAUAAAAAAAAUUAACACAAGAAUAAAGCAUUAUUGAAAUCCGUUUAAUAAGAAUUUUACAAUAUUUAGAAAGAAGAGUGGAAUAUAGAGAAAUGUUGCACUUUUGUGAGACUGCAUUAAAAUUUGAUAAUGUACUUGUACCUAAAGAAAAGUAAAAAAAAAAUGAAGAAAACUUCAGAGCCACAAAAUUAUCUUUAGACAAAAGAAAAUGAUAAAUUAGGUGAAAAAUUUGGCAAAUUAGUAAAUAUUGAGAAAAAAAGAGUUUAAUUUAAAAUUAAAAAAAACAUACCAUAAUGUAUAAGAGAUUAAAAAAAAAGUCCAUUUCAUAUUGGAAAUUGAGGAAUUUAAUAAAGAAAUUAAAAAAAAAACAACUACUUAAUAAUAAAAAUGUUUUUAUUAUUUUUAUAUCUGAAGAAAAAUGGAAGAAACAAAAAUUACAAAAAAAAAAUCAUGAAAUCAUGAGAUAAAAAAAACACUAAAAAAGGUAUACUUAAGACAAUUUGUAGAUUUGUAGAGAUUACAAGUGAAAUACUUUUGACUAAUUCUAGUUGUCUUGAGAAAAGUGCUUCUAUCAAAUAUUUCCUGUUUCUUAUGUUUGUUAAUAAAUUGUAAGAUAGCAUUUUGUUCAGUGUAGUUGCUGCAGCAAAACUCUUUCCCAAAAAUCCAUUUGGAGAAUGAGGAGAUUUUGGCUGGGCGAAAUACUGCAAAUUUAGUGAUCAAUAAAAAGAAAUAUCCUUGUGAAUUUAUGAAGAAUUUAAUAAAACAAUGGUUAAAUCAAAACAAUAGAUGAUAGAACUGACUAAUAAUAACAUUAAUGCUGAAAUAUUUCUGCAUUCGUGAAAAAUCUGUUGAUUUUUUUCCGGUUAGUGGCAAGUGGGGCUGGAUGGAGAUUUUGUUUUUUAGAGAUUUGCCUGCAAAAUUUUGAAGAUUUUGCAUUUUUUAUCCAUUUUUUUAAUUAAAAUUGGAGUUUGAGAAAAACCUGUUUCUUCCAGAUAUGUCCUUUUUGCAUUAUGCUAAUAUUUUUGAUUCCGAAUAUGUUUAGAUAAUUUUUAUAGUAAAUGCAUGAAAAUAACGAAAUUUUUGCAUUGCCAAAAUUGAGUUUUUUGAAAAAUUGUUAUAAAAAAAAAAGAAGAUGGGCUGUUAAGGGGUUACGUGGAUCAAAAAGACUGGAAAACAUUUUAUUUUAUCGAAUUUUUGUAUUCGACAUAAUUUUUUUAAGUUCGUAAGCAUAAAAAAGUAGAAGAUUUAAGCAAUAUUUUCUGAAAUUUUCAUUUAAAAAUCUUGAAAAUUCAGCCGUUGGGAUCUGUUUUUCGAGGACUUUUUUUUUGGAAAAAAAAAACUUCCGUGGACUAGGUUUCUCAAGAGUAUCUGACGUCAAAAAACUUAAUAUUUCCUGUUAGCAGCUGAUGAGUUAAACUCGUACUUGAACGAUACAUUUUUCAGUCUUCUAACCCACCUAAAAUUCAAACAGUAAGAUAUAUCGACUUCUGGUUUUCAAUUCCGGAAGUCCUAAAGUCAGGGGCAUGACAUUUCCUAUGUUUCACAUAUGUUUCUAUCGCGCCGAAAAAACUUUUGGUUUUAUUAGCUGUUUUCUGUCUGUGUAGAAUGAAUUAGCAAAAAAUGUAAAUGCAAAAUAAAAGCCAACUUAAUAUUGAAUAGGCAACCGAAAACCCUAAAUUGGCAACUUACGUAGUUUUGGAGAUAUCUCAUGACAUGUGUACGAAAACAGGGAAAAAUUUACACUAAAAUCGGUUGCAUUUUUCAAACCUAAUGUCACCCCCUGGCUAAAAUCCGUCAAAAAUGAGGUUUUUCAAACUUCUCAAAAUUUUUGUUGAGCUGAACACUUCAUCUUUAUAUGGGUUUCAGACCUAAGGUUUGGCCAUAUGGCUUAAUGCGUUUAAUUCUUUAUCAGGAUAGAUUUUUGAGUAAGUUGUUUAGGUUGGAUAUUACGGGAAAAUUAUCCAUCAGAUUUUGAAAAAUAAGGAAGUGUUUGUUAUUUACAUUUUUAAGACCUUCGAGAACUGGACUAAACCUCUAGUCUGAACCCGGCAUUAGACACAUUUCACCGGUUAAAUCGCUAUCCAGAGUUAUUUAAGGACAAAGACCUAUCACUCGAUUUGGUCAAAUAAUUUAUUAAAAUAAGAUUUUUAAAGAUACCCUCUUACUAAACCAUUUUCAAUUUCGAAAUGAUUUUAUGAUGAUUUAUUGACACAUUUAAAUUAACAUUAAUCCUAUAUGCAUCCAAAAACCUUGCGAAAAGAAUAUAAGGCAGAGCCCCAUCUCGGGAGUUCGAGCAGCUCGCAAAGCCUUGGACGCUUUCCCACUUUUUUUUAGGCUUGGACGCUUUUUAAAAUUAAAUGUGCAUUUUUGGCGGAAUUUAUAUAUAUAUAUAUAAAAUACAAUUUUCGGCUUAUUUUACCUCACGUUUUGUCUUGUAAAUGAAAUUAUGAUCAAGGUAAAAAAAAUCGUUCGUCCAAGUACAAGUUUAAUCCUUUAAGGACGAGAAAGUUUAAAAUUGGGGUUAAACAGAAAACAAUAUUUUGUAAAAUUGUUCGUAAAUGUUUGUGAAAUCCUAUGGCAGACUUGCGAAAUGUUCGUGAAUCGUAUAACCCACAAACAAGUUCGUAAAAUUUUGUACUUUUUCACAAACAUUGUUCGUAAAAUGAUCAUUUGACGAACAUUUUUUGUACUUUUACAAAUAAUUGUUCGUGAAUGUUUGUAAACACACAAAAAAUGUUCGUAAAACUUUGUCAUUUGUUCGUAAAUUUUUGCCAGACAAACAAAAAUUUACGAAGAAAUACGAACAAAUGACAAAAUUUUACGAACAAAUGUUUGUGAAAAAAGUACUAAAUUUUACGAACUUGUUUGUGGAUUAUAUGAUUCACGAGCAUUUCGUAAGUCCCCCAUAGGAUUUCACAAAUAUUUACGAAGAAUUUUACAAGAUAUUUUUUUUCUGUGUAAGAAAAACUUUUUUCCGCCUUUUUGAGCGAUACAUGACUUUAGAUGGCCGUAGGAAAAAUUUAAUUUUUGGGUCACCAGUGACCCAAUCGUCCUUACAGAGUUAACCAACAACUCUAGGAAUUGCUAAUUUAACUUAGCAGGUAACAGGAAAUUAUUUAGUUUUUUGACGUCAGUUAAAUGUGAGAAAUCUUGUCCACAGAGAAUUUCAUAAAUCAUUUAGAAAAAUCAGAUCUCAAGGGCAGAAUUUAUAUCAUUUUUAAAUGAAAAUUUCAUAAAAUAUAGUUAAAAUAUUGUGUCUUUACAAUGCUUAAGAGCUCGAAUUAUUUUCUAAAAUUAUGUUGAAAACAAAUGUCAAGGAAAUAUGCUGUUUUUUUAGUCUGCGUGACACACAUAACCCCUUAAAGUGGAUGUCCUGGGUCUAUAUAUGGGAUAUGUGAUUGAAAAUGAUGGUGAUGAUAAAAUAAAAAAAAGGGUAAAACAAUUACACGAAUGUUGACCUCAAUUCUAAAACCAAAAUCAAAUCCAAGAAUUUUUUGAGAAUCUCGCGAUAAAAAUUAAAUUAAAUAUUAGAAGAAAAAAUAAAAGUAGAACAAUUAGAUUUCAAUUCAAGUAAAGUAAUUCUCUUACGUAGAAAGUUAGUAAUGUGAGUGAGGUUAUGUUAAAUGAAUCUUCUAUCUAAAAUUUGAGGUUGUCUAUGACAUAACCUCAAAAAAGAACAUCAACUUAUUUUUUUUUUUUCUAAAUUCGGUUUAAUUUGAAAUUUACUCAAAGCAAAAAUCUGCGAUAAAUUGUUACACAAUUUAAGAAAAGGAUCCUUAAAUAUAAAAAAGCCAGAGUUGAUUUUUUACGUUUGGUUAGGUUUUAACCUACAUUAAAAUUAGGAUUAAAAUAGACCUGAUAGUGGCAGCGUUAAAAUACUGAAGAGAAAUUCAUAAAGAUGACGGGUUUAUUUUACACCACACAAAAUUACUAUUUUAAUUUUUUAGUUUUUAACCUUUUAUUCUGCAAAUGGGAAGUAGGGCUAAUGUAAGCAAAUAUUUUCAACAAAUUUGUCCGUUUGGCACACCAACACAGCGAUUGUUUUAAAUAUGAUUUAAGGUUAAUUUUUAUCAUAAAGAAAUACCGAUUCUAACCUUGUAAUUUUUCAACCAACUGCUGAAAUAGGAAAAUAGAUCCAGAAUCUGGAAAAUUACCUAAUUUUGAUCUUGGCAUUGUAUUUCUUUUUUUUUAGAAAUCAGCUUCUUGUAUAAUAUAUUUAGACACUUGAUUAAAUUUAUUUUCUAAAAAACCACACAAUCCUGAAUCUUUGAGAUCACGUAUUAAUCUUGAGUCCUAAAUUUUGUUAUUUUAAUCCACACAGAAAAAAGUAUUUCCUAAAUCGUUGUGAAUUCCUACUGGGGCUGACGAAAUGCUCGUAACUGAAUCCAAUAAAAAGUUUGUAUUUUUUCACAAACAUUGUUCGUAACAUUAUCACUUGACGUGAACAUUUGUUGGUAAAUAUUCGUAAAUAUUUAUCAUUUGUUCGUAAGUUUUUGCCAGACAAUUCAAAAUGUACGAAAAAUGGUUUGUAAAAGAACAAAAAAUGCUUGCAAAGUAAUCAUGUUACGAACCAAGUGAAAGAGUAACGUAUUUUUAUGAAUUUUUUGUGAUUUUUUUUAAAUAUGGAUUUUUUUUAGUUUCUUAGAAUAGAAUGUCUCCGAAAUUUUGCUUUUUUCACUGAAUAAUAAUAUUAAUUAUGUUGAAAUCACUUAUUUUCUACAGCUUUUAAAUGCAGAAAAUUAAAUUUAAGAGAGUUUUUUUUAAGUUUUAUAAAAUCGAAAUAGAAGAUAACAUGUUUAUAAUUUUUCAUGUUUAUGAAACACAUCCUCUGAUUGGCUGGAACUUGAAAGCUAAAUAAGACUUUAGCCAAUCAGAAAAGGUGAUAGGAAUUUGUGAGAAAAAGCUGAUAAGGUAUUGAUAUGAACAAAUAUUUCAUUUACAUUGGGAAGAUAAUGCUUAUAUAGCCUAACUAAAUAAUCUUCUAAAAUGAUUUAUUAUAUUUAUUUUAAUGUCAGUUUUUUCAAAAAUUUGAAUUAUUAAAAGUUUUUUUUUUAGAAAACUGAAAUAUUUUUUAGCUUUCUGCUGGCUAAUUUCCUUUUAGAAGAAUCGUGUAAAAAUGAAGUAACUUCAGAAACUAAAUUUUUGUGCAUGAUGAAAGAUUUUCGCAAAAGAAAUUAAAAAUAUUGAAAUCAACAAAAAUAUUUUUUGUGGAGUUUGUAUGGUUUUAUGGGUUUUAUGGUGAGCUUUCUUAAUAAAAUCACUCCUAUUCGAAGUAUCAGAAAGAAGAAUGGAACGACUUAAGGAUGGGAUGAGUACCUUUUUUUAUUAUAUCAUGACCACUCAUUAUCAUAAUUUUAUCGUAAUUAUCAUAACUGAAAGUAUCAUAAUUGUGAAUUGAAAAUUAUAAAAUUAAUCUUAUAUUUCAAUUUCAAAGAAUCUAAUGCAAAUCUGAACGUAUUUUGUUGCUAGAACUAAAGGCCUCUCUACACAUUGACAGCAAUUUUCGUGUAUUGCAUUUUUGACAGAAUUUUGACGUUUCCACCUACAGCGCAUUGUAUGAAAUUUUCUUCAAAAACGCAAUUUUUGACGAAAUUUCCGCUCAAUGUGUAGAGGCCUUAAAAGAGAAUGCAAUUAAUUUGUGUUGUUCUAAUUUAUUUAAAUUUUUAUUUUGGAAAAUUAUUGUUUUAUUGCCUAAAACGACGUUACCGACUAUACGUAAAUUAUCAUCAAUUAAUAUUUUAAUUAAAAAAUAGACAAAUGAUGGCACAUUAUGACACAUUUCGUUGGAAAAAACAAAACUCUUCCUACGAAAUUGCAUUUUAUUUUUAUUGCAACGUAUUUAUAAAAUUUACCUAAAAAAUACCUUUAAUUUUUUAUAUAGUAAAUAUCAGCCAAUAAAAAUGGAAUUAAUCUGCGAAAGCUUGCUUGCAAAAUAUAACAAUAUUAGACAUGGGUUUAAGGAUCUCUUAAGCACCAGACAGCCUCAAUUGUCCCUAAUAUUAUUUUACUGUAAUAUUAAAAAAAAAAGAAAAAUAGUGAUUUAAUAUCUUGUGUAAUGAUUUUGUAUGUUGAUUUUUCUUGAGUUUGUUUUGUAUUUUUCCUUGAGAAAAAUUUUGUGGAUCAAUUCCCAAAAAUUCUCUGAGUUACAAUCUUUUUUUUGUGGCCUCAAAUUAAAUUUACACAAUAAAUACUAAUUAUAAGUGUAAGAAAAAGAAUAUUUAGUACAGUGGAUGAAAAAAUGUAUAAUUAAUGAUAAAAAUGCAGAUUAAACAUGAUAAUAAAUCUGAAUGAUGUUCUUGCAAAUUGAC
Messenger RNA from Phlebotomus papatasi, 9273 nucleotides. It is a transcript of the gene Rcd-1, whose product is annotated as CCR4-NOT transcription complex subunit 9. Gene Ontology annotation, biological process: negative regulation of translation; mRNA catabolic process; DNA replication. Gene Ontology annotation, molecular function: ATP hydrolysis activity; ATP binding; single-stranded DNA binding. The record is from RefSeq and is a predicted model, not a curated record. The transcript is spliced from 6 exons. NCBI's taxonomy places the organism in Eukaryota, Metazoa, Arthropoda, Insecta, Diptera, Psychodidae. Gene Ontology annotation, cellular component: MCM complex; P-body; CCR4-NOT complex. The coding region runs from base 1385 to 2281 and encodes 298 amino acids.